AUGUUAAAUGAAAACGAUAACAAUUCUCGAUUUUCACCCCCAAAAAACUGUCUGCUGGAGGAAUUCAAGAGAGACCUUGAAGUGGUAAAGAAAGAACUGGAACAUGAAAAAUUAAAAGGGCAGGAAGCCAGGAGAAGGUACAACUAUGAACUGAAGGAAACUAAAGAAGCAUCUGAAAAAGAAAAGAACAAGUUAGUGGAUGAUUUGACAUCUAGGUGGGAGCAGCAGAAAAGCCGUGAGCUCCAGCAACUGAAAGAUUCAAUGUUCAGAGAUAGGGAACAGGAAAUAAAGCAGCUGAUGAGGUGGAGAGAGCAGGAAUUAAAAGAGGUGCAGAUGUUUCUACAUAAAGAGAGAGAUUCUGCAAUAAGACAAGCCAGGGAACUACAGAAACAGUUGGUUGAUGAAUUACUGAAUAAGGGCAAUAUGGGAAAGAGUAGUAGUAGUAACAAGAAAAAUGGAUCAAAUUCUUCACUCAAUAGUGAAUGCCACUGCAAAGUUCAAGAUGUUCUGUCUAAACUUCGGUGGGACAAUGAUGGUGCUCAGGCCGCAAGAAUCCGACAUCUCAAAGUGGAGCUAGAUUUGGAAAGGAGCCUUUUCAUUAAGUAUAUUCUGGACCCUUCUGAUAGCAACGCAUCUGCCAUUUUAAAUAACACAGCAAAGCCUUUGGGCUGCCAAGAAAUUAAAUUUGGACGCCAUUCUCUUGGCAGCAGUACGGUCAGGCAGUGGUCACUGGACGAAACAUCCUCACGACCAAGAUCUCUUGAAAAUGCAGGUUUUCAGCGUAGUUCCGGUCAGAGUGCAUUGUCAAGGACUAGGUCACUGGAAAGUGCAUUUCCACGGCCUGAUUCUCCACUUAAUUCUACGGAAAAGUCAUGGAAGGAGAGCCCAGAAACUGAAAGGCAUCGAAUGCCCAUUCAUAGAGAUUUCCCUGAACAUCAUUCUUCAGAAAGUACCUUUGCCCUGUUGGAGACCAAAAAUGUUUGUACAACAUGGUCACCUUUACAGGAAAGAUCUAAUCAAUUUGCUCACAACCCUGAAGAUUCCACCCAUAUUUCUUCAUGUCUGACUGAAAGUAACAGUAGUGAAGAAUCAAUGAAUAUGUCUGAUUUCAACCAAACUCACGGUGCAUCGGCCCAAAAUCUCAAUGAGAUCUACCAAUGAAAAAACACCUGCAUUCAGCUGCGGGAGGAGGAAUUGCUGGAUGCACUGCGAGAUUUGGAACAGCGCUGCAAAGAUUUACGGGAGGAAAAUAUAAUUCUGAGAAAAAGCAGUGUUCCUGAAACAGAGGAAAAGGUUAAAAGACUAAAGAGAAAAAAUGCAGAGCUUGCAGUUAUAGCAAAGCGUCUGGAAGAAAGAGCUCAGAAGCUCCAAGAGGCCAAUCUUAAAAUGGUAAAUACUCCAAUACACUUAAAAGGCGCCAGUUUGGAGCUAUGCAAGAAGGCAUUUGCACGUCAACGAGCAAAGGAUAUGCGUGAGCAGUCGAGCGCCCUACUGGAAAAAGACAAACAAAUUGAAAAUUUGAAACAAGAAUGUCUGGAACUACAGGCCAAACUAUCUGCUGGAAAGGAUUUUCCAAGUUUGUUGAAGUUCAAUGACUUUAAUCGCCUGCUGCAUGAAUCUCAAAAGGAAGUUCUACGGUUGCAGAAGCAGAUCGCAAUGAAAUAUAUGAAGGAAUCCCUUCAUUUGUCAAGGACCGAGUCUCACAGUUCUCCAACUGAAGCCAUGUGUCUGAACAGAUUAAUCCGUCCUGAACAGGCCACACAGGACCCAGAUAAUUCAAUCAUGGCAACUUCAGGAGAUUCCUUCCAGGAAGUUGAACUAAGAAGAAAGCGGAAAGAAUGUGAAAUCUUGGAACAAGAGGUAAAGAAGAAGCAGAAGAGAUGUGAAGAAUUGGAAAUCAAACUUCAGUCAGUGCAAAGCGAGAAUGAACGCCUCGUGGAAGAAAAUUCAAGGCUCUGCAGCAGAGUAAAGUGGGCAGCCAAGGUUGAAGCUGAAAAUGCUGACUUGAAGAGACAUUUAUCUGAGGUGACUGAACAACGAGAUUCUGCCCUUAAGGAGAAUCAUCGACUGCACAGCAAACUGGAGAACUUAGAGCAAGUGCUGAGGCACAUGCGAGAUGUGGCCGAGAGAAGGCAACAGCUGGAAAAAGAUCAUGAAGAUGCUGCGCUAGCACUACAGAAGAGACAGGAAGAAGUAAAACGUCUUCAACAGGCUCAGGUUGAAGCCAAGAAAGAACAUGAAGGAGCAGUCCAUCUUUUAGAGGCUAAAGUGAAAGUUUUAGAAGACAAAUGUCGUAGUCAGACAGAGCAGUUCAGUCUGUUGUCUCAGGAGUUGGAAAAAUUUCGUCUGCAAACAGGAAACAUUGACCUCCUUACUUCUACACUGGUGAAUUCAGAGCUGCCGCCACCCCAGUGUUGCUCUACUCCUAGCCUUUCUUCAGUCCAGCAUGAAAGAACAGACGAGUUCUCCUCCUGGGAUGUGAUCAGUUGGCUAGACAUUAGUCUGGAUGGCAGCAGUCCGAGCUUUAUUUAUCUCUCUAUUGAUGACGUGAAUGACUCUGUCUUCCGGACUGCGGAUGAAAAGAGUAAGACUGACCAGGAAAGAAGGUUGCCUGAGACACCAGAGCCAAGCUCCAAGGUCAGCAAUGUUGAGACCCCAAAACAUGCAGCUGCCAAAGAAAAACAGAAGCCUGAAGCACCCCACACCUCAUCAAAAUCAGAAUCCACACAUGAGAGCUCCAAAUCUUGUCCCACGCCAGAGGUGGACACCGCCAGUGAAAUGGAGGAGCUGGAACCAGAUAGCGUAUCAAUGAAUCCAGAACCUGAAACCCGUCCCACUGCCAAGCUACAAGUUUUUCUUGCACGAUACAGCUACAAUCCUUUUGAUGGGCCCAAUGAAAAUCCUGAAGCAGAGCUGCCUCUCACAGCUGGCGAAUACAUAUACAUCUAUGGAGACAUGGAUGAUGAUGGAUUUUAUGAAGGGGAGUUAAUGGAUGGAAGGCGUGGUCUUGUUCCUUCUAAUUUUGUGGAGCGCGUCUCUGAUGAUGAUCUGAUAGCCUUUCACCCAAGGGAAACCAAUGAGAUGUCACACAGUUCUGCACAGGACAUUAGCUUUCUGAGUGGAAGCAGCAUUGAGAGAAGUGAGGAGGAUGACGAUCCAAGCAGUCUCAGCCCAUUGCCAUUGCAAGGGAAUAGUGAGGGAGCUGCUGAAGUCUCAGCUGUGCCUUACCCUCGAAAGCUAACCCUUAUCAAACAACUAGCUCGAAGUGUAGUCGUUGGAUGGGAACCUCCUCUUGUAGCAGCAGGGAGUGGAAAUAUUGUCAGUUAUAAUAUUUAUGUGGAUAAUGAGCUCCGGCAAAAUGUUAGAUGCGGAGGACAAACUAAAGCCUUGAUUGAGAAAUUGGAGCUGAAAACUCGGACGUAUCGUAUCUCUGUACAAAGUAUGACAGAGAACGGUUGCUCAGAUCGGAUGCGUUGCACUAUAUUGAUUGGCCAUGGUUACACUCUAGCUCCUACACAGCUUCGUGUUCGCAGCUUGUCAGCCACCUCUGCAGAGAUCACGUGGCAGCCAUGUAACAGCAACUAUUCACAUGCCUUGUAUCUAAAUGAAGAAAGCUGUGGCUUGGCCAAGGCAGGGGCAUACUGGUACACUUUUAGCAGUUUGAGGCCAAGCACCAUGUAUAAUGUUAAAGUUGAAGCAAGACCUCAACGAAUUCCUUUGGAGUUGCCUAUGGAGAGAAGGGAACCAAAAGCAACAGUUAUGCAGCUGACAACUCCUGCUGCAGGUCCUCCUGAUGCUCCACUUGAUGUUCAGGUUGAGCUUGGUCCAAAGCCUGACGUUCUACUCAUCACUUGGCUCCCGGUGACAAUUGAUGCUGCUGGAACCUCAAAUGGAGUCCGAGUAACGGGCUAUGCAGUGUAUGCUGAUGGACAAAAGGUACUGGAAGUUACUUCUCCCACAGCUGGCAGUGUGUUGGUGGGCACGUCUCACUUGCAUCUGCUGCAGGUGUCUCGGGAAAUAUCUGUUAGGACUAUGUCACCCAGUGGAGAAUCUGUGGAUUCAGUGCCAGCUCAAAUACCCUCUGCCUUUAUAAAGGUCCCUGAAAGCCCUUCCUGGUCACAGACCUUUUCUAAUUCCAGCCUUACCAGUGAGCAGCCCCUGGCCUCUCUACCAUCUAUGCCUCUUAUUUCAUCUUCCCCCUGCUCACUUCACAAUCAAGCAGCAUCCACUCUCCAGGUUGAUCUCUCCAUCCAAACAAAUUGUAGCAGAGGGGACUCCAUAGACUCUUUGCCUGCCCGGAUUGUACCACAGCUACCAAUUUCACCACUCAGUGCUUCCUCUGGUUACUGCCAAGGAUCUUCCAGUUUAGAGCCUUCUGAGGUUCAAGUGUCAUGCCAAGGUACACACGAAAAACUCUCAACCUUUUUACCAGAUUCUACCACACUCCCAUUUCCGGGGAGAACCAUCAGUAACAGUUUGGAAAUAUCUAGGAUCGCAUUGCAAUCAAAAGAGACAUCAUUACAAGAUAGUCAGUUUCCAGACACCAAAGUAUCUGAAGUUGGUGACCAAGUGCUGUGUGACUUGUCACUGGGCGUAACAUGGAAGAAAGAAAAUGGUACCGAAUUAAAUACAAGAAACACCAAAGAGGACUGCUCCAGUCCAGAGACAGGAUUAUCCGAGGAUACAGAAAACAAUACUAGCAGCCUAAGCCAUCGGGGAGUGUCCAUUGAUGACUUUCUUGAGGUAGACAAGAAAGAGGGAAAGGAGUCAAGCGGUUCUAAUAUUACCUAUAAAGAGAAGGAUGCUGGUGAAUUGCCUUUAGACACACAUUCAAGUGCUGUGCACAUAGAUCACAGUCGUAGCUCUAACCUGUCUGACAUUUUGGAAGAAGAAGAGUUUGAGGAAGAAGAUGAUGAUGCUAGUGUUGUUCCUAGUCCCCAAAAGUGGGUUCAGACAUCCAGCAGCCCAGUGGCAGAUAGCUCAGGAAAGCUGGACUGUUGUGAAACAGACAGCGAUGAGGAAAUUCUUGAGAGAAUUUUGGAUCUGCCAUUACAAAAGCAUUGCAGUAAAAAGCUGUUUAGUAUCCCAGAAGUGACAGAAGAAGAAGAUGAAGAAGAGCAUCCUUCACCAUCAACCGCUUGCAGAGCUUCACAUUGUAAUGUGGAAAUCCCAAAAUGUCAUUACGUGAAAACCUACGAAGCCUUUCCACAGAAACCAAUGGGUCGAACCUGUGCAAGCCUUUCUACAGAACGAUGCUGUAGGGACAUCCAUGGAAACGGCAGUAAAGCUGAAUGCUCUGUGGACGACUAUGUCUUUCAGGACUGUCACCAGAAAACCGAAGGUUGUGUUUCCCAGUCUCCACCUUACUCAGUAAAGUCGGUUAUUUCUGAAAGCACAAUGUGGAAUGCAAAAAAGAACAGCAGUGUGAAUGAGAAAGCCCAUUGUGUGGCAGGGUCAAACAGGAAGAAGCAGAGUGAAGGGAGAGAGCACUGCAGUCGUUUGGCUACAAGUGCUAACCAAGCUGUUCUUUCUAAUUCUAGAGGCAAUGAUGUCAGAGAGCCAGUUUUCUGUGGUAUAACCAGGGAAGCUUCCCAAGUUGGCCACAGAAGUAUAAAGGUUUCUAGAUCAUAUCAGAAGCAUCAGCCAUUUGUUCCCACAAAUGUGACAACAAAAUCUCCAAGUACUUUUAGCAAUAAACACUUGGAAAUUGAUAUUGAAUAUGAUACGGAGGAUGAAGAUGACCUGUCAGUCCCAACUUACUAUGCCACACAAACUAAAGCUGAUAUUUGGGAGGACAGCUCUCAGACGGACAGGGAAGGAUGGAGUGAAAGCUCUGACUACUCUGAGCCUAUCAAGUUUACUAGAAAAAAGGAGAUGAAAAAGCAACCUAAAGUGCAGACAGCAACAGACUGUCUAAAGCGACACGCAUCCCUACUACACAUUGAUCGAAUUCAUGGAAGUCAGCAAGGCAGUAAUAAAGAGGAUCAAGGCAACAGAACUGCAAGUAACAAAGCUGUGAGGACAGUUCGAUGGCAAGGUGCCGGAAAGGACGAGUGGAAGGAGGAACCAAAGGUGCCAUUACAUCCAGAUAGUACUGUACCGGCAGCAUCCGAAAACAAGGCAAGGUUGAAUCACCUGGCCUCAGACUCUGAACCAGAUGUUGGCGCUACAGUAGCAGAGUGUCAUCAGGAUAACCGAUUUCAACAUCAAGAGAAUACCUCACAAUGUCAAGAAGUGGAUUCUAUACGAAUGUUUGUAGCCCUUUUUGAUUAUGACCCAGAAACCAUGUCACCAAACCCUGAUGCAUAUAUGGAAGAGCUUCCAUUUAAAGAAGGACAGAUUUUACAGGUUUUUGGUGAUAAGGAUACAGAUGGAUUUUAUCAGGGGAAGCAUGGAGGGAGAACAGGAUACAUUCCCUGUAACAUGGUAUCUGAACUACACAUUGAGAGUGAAGAAGUCAGAAGAAAACUUUUGAGACAGGGCCAUCUAACAUCACCUUCAUUACUGAAUGACCUAGACUCCAGCGCUUUCUCUCCUCCUCUUCCUCCUCCUAUUGCUCCUCCUGGCCGCUCUGCCAUUCCUCCUCCAAAACCCCGGCGCUCCAAAAAAGGUCUGUCUUCCCUUGUGCUGCACAUUAUAUCCUUAAAUAAGCAUUUGAAAACUAGCAAAUCUGACUCAAGUAUCUCCAGACAAAUGGUGGCUAUGUUUGAUUAUAACCCAAGAGAAAGUUCUCCGAAUAUGGAUGUGGAGGCAGAGUUGAGCUUCACUGCUGGGAACAUGAUAACUGUGUUUGGACCAAUGGAUGAAGAUGGAUUCUUUUAUGGGGAGCUCAAUGGGCAGAGAGGAUUUGUCCCAUCCAAUUACUUAGAAGUUUCUCAGACUCAAACUGAAGAACCGCAGUCACAAGGAACAGUUCAUGCAAGAGGAGAUAAGGAGUUUAGCUGUGAUGUUGCUGUUGACUAUCCAUACUCCCCUCCGAAUGAUUCACUAACUUGUGACCAACCUAAUGAACCUAAGGAGCCUAAGGAGCCUUCUGAAAAAUCUGAUAUAUGUCAAGAGAUCUCUUCUACCAAGAAAAAAAAAAGUUUCUUCUUUAAAGGGAGAAAGCUCUUUAAAAAGUUAGGUUCCUCUGGAAAGCACUUGUAAAAAAAUAAAUAAAUAAAAAGGCCGGGCCUGUCCAAGCUGUCAUACAGCAAUAAUACACUUCUUGAUGUGGAAGGCGCUAUGAGCUGUUGUCUGUUACCAUCCAUCUGCUGGCCCAUCUGGAAUUGGUCGGCUUUGCCACUUGUAUAUAUUAUUUACUGUUAUAUGGUCUGUGAGCAGUUUCUUGUUGUCUGUGACAGCAAGAGAUCAUUAUGAAUGUACCUGACUGGUGUCUGAAAACAUAGUAAGGACAGGAAGUAGACCUUAAGCACUGAUAAACGAAGAGCUACAAUGGGGAGCCAGAAGCCUGGAUUUUUUGAGCUCUUCUCAGCUGUGUUCUUAUUUGGUUCCCGCAGUUUGUCACUUGGGGACUUAAGUGACCAUGCCUUUUAGGACAACGUGGAAUGUUUGCACUAUGUUUUCUCCCUGGCUUUGUAUGCCAUGUUGCGGGAAGUGCUGUGCAGGAAGUCCUAUUUCUGCAACACCUACUCAACGCCAAACUAGCAACCUCGGCAAGACUGGAUAGCGCUUCUCCUAAGGAAUAUAGCUUUGUUAUGUUGUGUGCAUGUUGGAAAAAAAAAUGAAUGUUCAUUUGCCUUAUUUUAUCUGGUUUGAUAUUUUAAUUGUUUACAAAUGUUCUAUCUGCUGUGAGCAGAUAUGGGAGGAAUUGGUUAUAAGCCAGAGUCAUGUGUAUGUGUGUGUAUAUAUAGCGACUCAAAGAGCAUCCUAUUUCCAUUGUCCCUGUCGCUGACAUCCUCUCCCAGCAUCAGAGCCAUUAUUCUGUGGAAUUGUGACCAGCAUUUUGUACCACACGGCCAGCAUUUUGAUGCUUUCAGUGUCCAUGUUAUUUAUUUUUGCAUGUUUGAAACAAAAAUUGUUUCGAAGGUUUGGGUUUUUACCCAUGCUAUGUUUAGAAGCAUUAAGUGACAUCCAUUGGUGUUGCAAUGUUCAUUGUUUACAAAUGCAAAGACAUUUUAUUAUAAUAAAGUUUAUUUUCACUACA
Molecule: messenger RNA, 8146 nt
Organism: Nanorana parkeri
Lineage: Eukaryota; Metazoa; Chordata; Amphibia; Anura; Dicroglossidae
Gene: TSPOAP1
Product: TSPO associated protein 1
Exons: 31
Biological process (GO): neuromuscular synaptic transmission
Molecular function (GO): protein binding
Source: RefSeq, a predicted model, not a curated record